ACCAACACCAAAGAGAAGACGAGCAAGAUGAUAAUCCCAGUUCGUUGCUUCACAUGUGGGAAGGUUAUAGGUAACAAAUGGGACACCUACCUUGAUCUUCUCCAGGCCGACUAUACUGAAGGCGAUGCUCUUGAUGCUUUGGGAUUGGUUCGAUAUUGUUGUAGGAGAAUGCUUAUGACUCAUGUUGAUCUCAUUGAGAAGCUUCUGAACUACAACUCACUGGAGAAGUCCGGGGCCAGUUGAGGAAAGUAGGAAACAUGUGGAACUUACCCUGCAAUGCCAUGUUUCAGUUAUGCGUCCGAAAAACAGUCUUCCUCUCA
Hibiscus syriacus is the source of this 320-nucleotide messenger RNA. RefSeq names its product DNA-directed RNA polymerase subunit 10-like protein. The transcript has 4 exons. Bases 28 to 243 code for a protein of 71 amino acids. NCBI's taxonomy places the organism in Eukaryota, Viridiplantae, Streptophyta, Magnoliopsida, Malvales, Malvaceae. Gene Ontology annotation, molecular function: DNA binding; DNA-directed RNA polymerase activity; zinc ion binding. Gene Ontology annotation, biological process: tRNA transcription by RNA polymerase III; transcription by RNA polymerase II; transcription by RNA polymerase I. The record is from RefSeq and is a predicted model, not a curated record. Gene Ontology annotation, cellular component: RNA polymerase II, core complex; RNA polymerase III complex; RNA polymerase I complex.